AUGUCGCCUCCCGAGAAAUCACAACCGAGCGCCCGCUGGGCUGCUAUUCUGCAGGAAGCCCGCCUUGAGCUUGAAAUACUGUCAGGCGAGACAUUCACCCUCCCCAGUUCCCCCAAGCAGGCCGCGUUGCCCUUUACGACGUCAUCCUCGACAGAUGCCGACGAGAUUCCCUGGUCGGUUGUUGUGAGAAAGAAGGGAAAGAAGGGCAAGAAAAAGGGCAAGAACAAUGUCAGCAUCAGGGAUUCACCCGCCAAGUCUGCUUCCUUUUCAAUCUGCGGCUCCUUCGAGAAACCCGUGAGCUGGAAUACCAGGGAGGUAAUGAAGGCAAGGACAGAGUGGAAGCACAAGAAGCAGCGGGUGUACACCUACACCCCCUUGCCCAAGGACUUCCAGGUCUACCAGGACACCAAGGCCUUAUCCAAGGGCACAAAGCGUCGCAUCAUCGGCGGCCACCGAUUCCACCCACAGCAUGGACUGGAGUCGAUCGACGAGAACGGCGAGCUCUUGCUACUGAAGCUCAGGUUGCCCAGGGUCGACCCGAUCCCACACCAGCGACUGGGUCCCGUGGCGGUUGUCCCUGCGCCCAUUCAGGCCAAGACACUCUCGUGGUCACAGGUGGCUACCAGGCCAGUCGUGUCAGUCGUGCCAGUGGUGCCAGUCGUGCCAGCCGUGCCCAAAUCGCCGGUUAAGUCAUCCUUCACAAGAGUAUCGGUUACGCCACCCGUGACCAAGCCGGCCGUGCCCGAGGUCCCGGCGGCCAAGGCACCCGUCACGCUCAAGAAGGAGAAGAAGGCCCAGCCUCAAGCCCAGCGUCCGGCAACCCAGGUAUCUCCGAAGGCAGUGUCACCCGCAACACCCAAGCUGCCAAAGUCGUCCGUCGACUCGACCCCCAGUCGGCAGGGCUCCAAAUCAGUCGAUAUCGAGAAAUCAGCCCCAACUCCGACCAAGACACUCUCGUGGUCGCAAGUAGCAGCCAAACCGGCCGUGCCCAAAGUGCCGAUCAAGCGCUGA
This is a messenger RNA of Neurospora hispaniola, 1011 nucleotides long. RefSeq lists its product as uncharacterized. The coding region runs from base 1 to 1011 and encodes 336 amino acids. The record is from RefSeq and is a predicted model, not a curated record. The transcript has 3 exons. Lineage: Eukaryota; Fungi; Ascomycota; Sordariomycetes; Sordariales; Sordariaceae.